AUGGAGGCUUUCGGCAUAGACUAUGCCGACUAUGGGGCCGUGGCCAACUACGCGAAUGCCCAGCGACGCACUGACACCCGCUCGGACAUCUACAAGUGCAAUCCAAAGAAUCGCCGGUUCCAACUCUUUCAGCGACUGCGCAGCAACGGGGCCGUGGAAGUGAAGUACUUCAGUCUCCCGGUGAACGAAGUGAGUCGCAGGCACUUCCUUAUUAUGGGCAACACGAUCGGAGGAUCGAGUGCCGCAGCGGGUGAGGCCGAUACCGUCAUCUAUGUCUACGAGAAGGAUCAAUUUGUGCCCUUCCAGCGACUGAGUUUCUAUGCCCUGGAACGCUUCCUGCCCGUCCAGCACUCCAUAUCGGAGAAGUUUCUGCUUCUGGUCGCCUGCAACAAGCAGGAUGUGAAGAUCUACAACCUAAACGACUGGAAAUUCGAGGAGUCCAAGGUGCAGUUCACCGAAGGUGCCUUGAGUCGGGGAGUGGCCCGCAUGCGCAGCUACGAGGAGCAGCAGCAGAGCUACCUAGUGAUUGCCAACGAGAAUAUGGCCGUCAAUGAGACGAACAUUUUCCAACCGCUCUACAAGCAGGACGAGCAUGCCAACAUCCUCCGCCAGCAGAUCAUCGACUGGGCCCGGGAGCAGCAAAAGCGGUUGGAGCAGACCCACGUGGAGCAGCUGCUGCAGGGAUUGCAGCAAAGAGUAAAGCAGCGAGCGGAGAUGAUGCUGCGAUCCCUCAUCAAGCGGGUCAAAGCGAAAUCGCUUGUAGAUGAGCAUAUGAAGCUGACCUCCAACUACUGGGAUGCCUUGCAGUAUGCCAAGCAGGCCUUGGAUGUGAUCGAGCAGGAUGCCACAGCAGCACGCACCCGACAGCCCCGGAAACGAGCAGCCGAACAGCACGAAUUCGAGGAGAUUACUGUAGAGGUCGAGGGCAGCAUGCUAGCCAGCAAUAUCAACGGCUUGGAUACGAAGCAGCCUGUAUACGAAUCGGUGACUGCCAAGAAGGUGUAUGUCAGCGAGGAAUACAAGGAACCGGACAGGGAGCAGAGCAAACCCUACUUGCAGGAGCUCUCGGUGCAGGACCUUCAGCUCGGGGGAAAUCUCAACGGCCUCAACUGGACACAGCUUCUGGAGCAGACUAUCAAACGGAACAACGUGGACGUGCAGUUCGUCAAGUCCUACGCAGACAUCACUCAUCUCAGUGCGGAGGCUGUGGUGGUAAACAGCAACGAGAUCAACGACCACUCCCUGGGCCACCUCGUGCCGGUGGAUGGCGGCGACUUUAUUGUCCAGCAGGAUGUGCAGUUCUCCCAGCCCAUACAAGUGAAUCGCUUGCUCAUCAAUCAACGACUCAAUCACAUCCACGUGAACCGCCAGCGCUUCGACCUGCUGCUCCUCGAAGCCAAUCACACCCAGGUGAUCGAGGGACCCAAGAGACUAGAGCAUUUUCGCGUUAUGGAACCCAUUACCAUUGCGGGCCAGCUGGUGGGCGCAGAGCUGCGGGCCAUGUCGCCUGAAAAGAUAACCCAUCAAUCGCUCCAACUCCAAGGGGUCUUUGUAAUUGAUGGCGAUCUGACGAUUGGACGGCUGCUGCAGGUGAGGGAUUUGCUGGAGGAACCAACACAGAGGUCUGCUGCAGAGGCGUUGAGGCAAGGUCUGCGGCUGGACCAGACUCUCCAGGAUGUGAAUGUGAAGUUUGAGCAACCUCUCGUGGCCAACAACACAGAACUGAGCUUCAUAAAUGCUGAGGACCUGCAGAAACUGGUCAAGUUAAAUGUGGAUGCAGAGCAGGUGGUGGAGGGCAGCAAGACAUUGCCUCAGGGGCUGGAGAUUAGCGAGGGCUUCGGUGAAGUCGGGUGGCUCAAUAGCAUUGAUGUGCAGAAGCUGCCGGAAGUGCUGCUCACUAAAAGUAGCAGCCAGACUAUCCCGAUCGCGGUUCAGUUAAAGGGAUUGGAGUUGGAAGAAGUUAAGGCGAAGCAGCUUGUAAUGAAUGGCUUGGAAUUGGAAUUGCAGCCACUGGGGUCCAUCUACUCACACGGCAGUCAAUCUUUGGAUGGCUGGAAACUGCCGGCCAAUUUCAAUGGCAGCAUUCGUGUCCGAAACUUGUGGCUCAAGGGCAGCAUUAACCAAGUCAAUGUGGCCCAGUUGGAGCAGCAGCUUCAGCAGCUAGCGGGCAACAUCAAGUAUGUGGGCGAUUUCAGCUUCAGGCAUGCGGUAAACAUAAGCAGUCUGAGCUUUGGCCACUCCCUGAAUGGCUUCCAAGCCGCACAUUUCUGGGGCAGCUGGCUGGAGGCCAGUGGCGACCAGAAUUUCACGGCUCCGCAAGUGCUGGCCGCGCUGGAGACCAGCAAGGGUGUGCAGCUCCAGGGAAAGCUGAACAAUUACACCCUGGAAGAGCUGGUGAGCCGUAGCUACAGGCUGAAUGCGUCGGAGCAUCUGCAAUCAGUGCGAUUUGAGAAUCCCAUUGUAUUGAAAUCGGAGCUACUAGUUGGCCGCGUGAACGGAUUACGCGUGCCCGAGGACAUGCUGUACACAGAUGCCGGAGGCUCCAUGACGGCACCUUUUACCAUCAAUGGUGGCCUGGAGGUGGCAGAGCUCUGCAACGUAACCAGACUGAAUGGCUAUCAUCUGCAGGCGCUGAGCCAGUACCUGAACGGGGAGCAACAUGACACCUUCCACGCGGAGAGUGUGAAGUUCGAGCGGCCGCCCACCUACAAUUAUCUGAACGGCCACAAGCUGCAGCAGCUGUUGGAUCAAGUCUGGCUUGACAGUGAGAGAAUUGAGCUGGGUGGAAGAGAGCAGAGGCUGGAGUUUGCCUCCACCGCUUACGAGGGUCUUCUGGACUUCCGUGGCCCCAUCAAUGGCUUCCAGGUGGAACACAUCAAGCGGAACUACUUCAGUCGGACGCGCGGCCAACCGGUCAGCACUCCAUUGGGCUUCAAGCAUGACGUCACUUUCGCACAGCCUCUGACAGCACGCGUGGUAGUGCUACGUGGCAGCGUCAGUAAUGGAAGCGACGCAAUUGUUGAGGGCAUAAGUUUGAGCAGCACUGGCCUGGCUAUAUCAUCUAUUUCCCAGAAAAAUCAGCUGUGUGCUGUGUACAGCAGGUGA
Molecule: messenger RNA, 3105 nt
Organism: Drosophila miranda
Lineage: Eukaryota; Metazoa; Arthropoda; Insecta; Diptera; Drosophilidae
Exons: 10
Coding region: 1-3105 (1034 amino acids)
Biological process (GO): signal transduction
Source: RefSeq, a predicted model, not a curated record